AUGAAGAGAUCUCUAUCUUCACCAUGUAGAACACUCAUCAUCUUCUUGUUUCUUCUCUUUUUCUUCUCUUUAGCUAAUUCUAGACUUCAUUCCCCAAAACACCCAUUUUCAACUUCUUCAAGAAACACUCACAACCAACAUCAUCAUCUUCUUGAUUGUGAUUCUUUUUCUAAGAGAAACACUCAUUCCUUAUGCACCAAACUACAAAGAUUGGAUGAACAAGUGUCACCUUCCAAUGAUUAUGAGAUUGAUCCAAGAUUUGGUGUAGAGAAGAGGCUAGUUCCAACUGGACCAAACCCACUUCACAACUGA
Messenger RNA from Lathyrus sativus (Indian pea), 312 nucleotides. Lineage: Eukaryota; Viridiplantae; Streptophyta; Magnoliopsida; Fabales; Fabaceae. The record is from the annotation of a GenBank genome assembly.